Molecule: messenger RNA, 2475 nt
Organism: Cynocephalus volans (Philippine flying lemur)
Lineage: Eukaryota; Metazoa; Chordata; Mammalia; Dermoptera; Cynocephalidae
Gene: PCDHA12
Product: protocadherin alpha 12
Exons: 1
Coding region: 1-2475 (824 amino acids)
Biological process (GO): homophilic cell-cell adhesion
Cellular component (GO): plasma membrane
Molecular function (GO): calcium ion binding
Source: RefSeq, a predicted model, not a curated record
AUGUGCUUACAGAAAAGGGAGACUGCCCAUAAAAGAUCUCAUGAGAGUGCUCCUUUAAAAGUGGCAAUCCCACUUCAGAGGGCUUCCUUAUCUGCGAUGGUGUUUAUCUGGCAAGGAGGUCCGGGAUCCCGGCGCCUGCUGCUCUCGCUUCUGCUCCUCGCAGCCUGGGAGGCAGGGAGCGGCCAGCUCCACUACUCGGUCCCCGAAGAGGCCAAACACGGCACCUUCGUGGGCCGCAUCGCCCAGGACCUGGGGCUGGAGCUGGCGGAGCUGGUGCCGCGCCUGUUCCGGGUGGCGUCCAAAGGCCGCGCGGACCUUCUGGAGGUAAAUCUGCAGAAUGGCGUUUUGUUUGUGAAUUCUCGGAUCGACCGGGAGGAGCUGUGCGGGCGGAGCGCGGAGUGCAGCAUCCACCUGGAGGUGAUCGUGGACAGGCCGCUGCAGGUUUUCCAUGUGGAGGUGGAGGUGAAGGACGUUAACGACAACCCCCCGGUGUUCAGAGAAAGAGAACAAAAGGUAUUAAUUUCUGAAUCUGCGCCUCUGGACUCUCAUUUUCCUCUAGAGGGCGCUUCUGAUGCAGAUAUGGGCAUAAACUCUCUUCUGACAUACGUGUUAAGUCUAAACGAGUACUUUGUACUUAAAACAAUAACGAAAAAAGAUAAAAGUAUAUUACCUGGAUUAGUUCUUCGGAGGUUAUUGGAUAGAGAAGAAACGUCAGAACUUAAUUUAUUGCUGAUGGCUAUCGAUGGCGGUAAACCGGAACUAACAGGAUCUGUUCAGAUUCACAUAACCAUUCUGGAUGUGAAUGACAACGCUCCGGAGUUUGAUAAGCCUGGCUAUAAAGUAGUGUUGUUUGAAAAUGUCCAAAACGACACGAAAGUGAUUCAACUAAAUGCUUCCGAUCUAGACGAAGGACUGAAUAGAGAAAUUUCCUAUGGAAUCAAAAUGAUUUUGCCAGUGAGUGAGAAAUGUAUGUUUUCUAUAAAUCCAGACACGGGUGAAAUUAGAGUUUAUGGAAAACUGGAUUUUGAAGAGAAUAAUGCAUAUGAAAUUCAGGUUAAUGCCAUUGAUAAAGGGAUUCCUUCCAUGGCAGGUCACAGCAUGGUUCUGGUAGAAGUUCUGGACCUGAAUGACAAUGUCCCUGAGAUAACUGUCACUUUGCUGUCACACCUCGUGCUAGAGGAUGCUCAGGUGGGCACUGUCAUCGCCCGGAUCAGCGUGUCGGAUCGUGACUCUGGAGCCAAUGGACAGGUCACCUGCUCACUAACACCCCACGUCCCCUUCAAGUUGGUGUCCACCUUCAAGAAUUACUAUUCUUUGGUACUGGACAGCGCCCUGGACCGCGAGGGCAUAUCUAAUUAUGAGUUGGUGGUGACCGCGCGGGACGGGGGCUCGCCUUCGCUGUGGGCCACCGCCAGCGUGUCCGUGGAGGUGGCCGACGUGAACGACAACGCGCCGGCGUUCGCACAGCCCGAGUACACGGUGUUCGUGAAGGAGAACAACCCUCCCGGCUGCCACAUCUUCACGGUGUCGGCGCGGGACGCGGACGCGCAGGAGAACGCGCUGGUGUCCUACUCGCUGGUGGAGCGGCGGGUGGGCGAGCGUGCGCUGUCGAGCUACGUGUCGGUGCACGCGGAGAGCGGCAAGGUGUACGCGCUGCAGCCGCUGGACCACGAGGAGCUGGAGCUGCUGCAGUUCCAGGUGAGCGCGCGCGACGCUGGCGUGCCGCCUCUGGGCAGCAACGUGACGCUGCAGGUGUUCGUGCUGGACGAGAACGACAAUGUGCCCGCGCUGCUGGCGUCUCGGGCUGGAGGCUCUGGCGGUGCGGUGAGCGAGCUGGUGCCGCGGUCGGUGGGCGCGGGCCACGUGGUGACGAAGGUGCGCGCGGUGGACGCCGACUCGGGCUACAACGCGUGGCUGUCGUACGAGCUGCAGCCGGCGGCGGGCGGUGCGCGCAGCCCGUUCCGCGUGGGGCUGUACACGGGCGAGAUCAGCACGACGCGCGCCCUGGACGAGGCGGACGCUCCGCUUCAGCGCCUGCUGGUGCUGGUGAAGGACCAUGGCGAGCCGGCGCUGACGGCCACGGCCACCGUGCUGGUGUCGCUGGUGGAGAGCGGCCAGGCUCCAAAGUCCUCAUCGCGGGCGUCAGCGGGGGUCGCGGGUCCGGAGGCGACGCUGGUGGAUGUCAACGUGUAUCUGAUCGUCGCCAUCUGCGCCGUGUCCAGCCUGUUGGUGCUGACGCUGCUGCUGUACACGGCGCUGCGGUGCUCUGCGCCGCCCUCCGAUGUCGCGUGCGGACCUGGGAAGGCCACGCUGGUGUGCUCCAGCGCGGUGGGGAGCUGGUCGUACUCGCAGCAGAGGCGGCAGAGGGUGUGCUCUGGAGAGGGGCCGUCCAAGACCGACCUCAUGGCCUUCAGCCCCAGCCUUCCACAGUCUCGAGAAGAUUGUUUAAAUCCUUCCAGUGAAGUAAGUCAUUGA